Messenger RNA from Dovyalis caffra, 273 nucleotides. The record is from the annotation of a GenBank genome assembly. NCBI's taxonomy places the organism in Eukaryota, Viridiplantae, Streptophyta, Magnoliopsida, Malpighiales, Salicaceae.
AUGAUUGAAGGAGACUGCCCGAUAGCUCUAAAAGGAUAUUCUCAUGAUGAUGUUGUUUUGGGUGCAUGGAUUGACAUGGCUAGGGUGUCCAAGGAAGGAGUGAAGUUGUUGAUGGAGAGGGAGUGUGGGACAGUAGCUUUCUGCAUGCUGAAGGAAAUGAGUCUUGGCCAGAUUAAGGCUUCCAUGAACAAUGGUGUACUAGAGAUUGUACGUUGGCGUAGGCUCAAAGCUCGAAGAGCAGGAGGGUAUUGUUAUAGUGCAGGUGAUCGAUAA